Molecule: messenger RNA, 3682 nt
Organism: Setaria italica (foxtail millet)
Lineage: Eukaryota; Viridiplantae; Streptophyta; Magnoliopsida; Poales; Poaceae
Exons: 19
Coding region: 295-2874 (859 amino acids)
Source: RefSeq, a predicted model, not a curated record
UCUUUUGUCCAAACCGAGCCAAAUCGCCACCACUUAAAUCUGCGCGAUUCAUAACGAAUCGCCAUAGUUAAUCGAAGCAUUAAACCAGGGAAAAAAAAGAGAGGAAAAAAAAAAGAGGGAGGGGAGCAGGCACGAGGACGAGACUUGGAGAGGGAGGGAGGCCAUCCCAUUCGCGGGCUGGUUUCGGGUCCAUUCGGGCGGCGCCGCACACGCAGCAGGCAGAGAUCAGCGCGGGGCGAAGCGUCAAACCCAUCUCCGCAGCAGCCGCCGCCGCGGGCAUCACUGGCAUUUAGGAUGGUGGACAAGAAUGAUGGGUCAGAGGGUCUUAAAUUCAACACGUCGCACCUGAUUCAAACAACGGAAGAGGUCGCAAGAGCAUUUAUCGCUGCGGCUUCAGCUGCCACUACACAGUCUACACGGCCAUCUGUUGUGUAUUCUUCCAAAGAUGAGAGUGGCAGCCCAAUGCAGAAGCUUCAGCAGCAAUUUUCGAAAAUCAUGAAAGGUUUUUCAUCCUCACCAGACCUGUCUGGACCUUACAAUCCAGAAGUGCUUACAACGCAAAAACGGCAGUGGUCAAGGUUCCAGCUGAAGUCAUUGGGUAAUAGGUGCAUCAGAGAACCAUCACAUUUGUUUGAGAGCAUAGUGAUUGUUGGGCUUCCACCUCAGGCAGAUAUCCAUGAGCUGGAAAACAUUGCACUAGGGAGAAAUGAUGAGGAUGGAAAGAGAUCAAGAAAUUUAUUUAGCAAUAGCCACCACCAAGUUCAUGCAAUAUCAAAUUUGGAACCACAGGUUCUUUUUGCAUACCCUCCCGAGAAGCCUCUUCCACUCAAGUACAAGGAUACCCUCUCUUUCUGCCUUCCCGGAGGUGUACAGGUUCAUGCUGUCGAACGGACUCCUUCAUUCAGUGAGUUGAAUGAAAUUCUCCUGGGGCAGGAACAGCUUAAAGAAAGCAACCAAUCAUUUGUGUUCCGCUUACAGGUUGCUGAUGACUCUACAUUAUAUGGAUGCUGUGUACUAGUUGAAGAGAUCGUACAGAGACCAUCAAAGCUGGUAUCGAUGCUCAUGAAUGAAAAACCUGUCUUUCCACGCCGGAGUCGCUACAUGAUAACUACGAACCGGUGUUAUUGCAUCCUGUCCAGGCUUCCAUUUUUUGAACUGCAUUUUGGGGUGUUGCAGAGUAUUCUUAUGGAAGAACGGCUUGAAUGGCUCACAGAUGGUGUUAGCAUCCUAACUUCCUUAUCACUUGAGGAAGCCUGUGAGGAGAAUGAUAUCUGUGAAGGAACCGAAGUUACAGCGAAACAGUACUUAGAUGCUAACACAACUGAUAUGGAUAAAUCAUCUGAAUCAAGCACGGGAGUUUCGUCGAAGGAGCUUUCUGAUACUGACAGCAGUUCUGGGUGUAAGGACACCCAACUUGACUUUGUUUCUAACGAAGGGGAACAGCAAGAUAAUUCUUGUGUUAAAGAACAGAGUGAUCUUGAAACGGAAACUGCCAUUCAUUGUGAUACCCCCAAAGUGUCUGAUCAUUGUGUUCCAGAAGAUACAUCAUCGGAUCAGUCUGAAGUUAAGCCUCAUGAACUUGAUUCUGGUGCAAGGAAGAAUUGUGAUGAUUCGCCACAGGGAAAUGAGGGUGAUGAGCAGCUGGAUCUCUUUAUUACAGAUACUAUUUUACCACUUAUGCGUUCUCGCCUGUGUGAAGAUUGUGAAUCAUCUCCAAGUUCACAGGAUUCUCCUUCUGAAGGCAGAAAUCUCAGAUGUGACACCCAGGACUCUGAUUCGGAGGAGCCAUCUUCCAUUGGUCACGGAGACUUAGUUAGACACAACAACAUACUGCAGUGGGCUAAGGCAAAAAAAUAUGGUUCUCUGCAAGUUGUCUGUCAGUACUACCAGCUACAGUGUCCUGCCAGGGGUUCAUCACUUACUUUUCAUCCCUUGGAGCAUUUGCAUCCUUUGAGUUUUCACCGGCCAGGUGAAACAGUUCUUCAUAUUGCUGGUUCUACUAUUGAGCUUAGGUCACGGGAUACAAGCCUAGAGGUUGCUGAGAUGCGCAAUGCACUAUUUGCCGAGGAGGAAUCGACUGCUUUAUCCACAUGGGCAGUGGCAUCCAUAUGUGGAUGCCUCAGAUUGGAACAUGUAAUGACACUUUUUGCUGCUGCACUCCUGGAGAAACAGAUUGUUAUUGUCUGUUCUAACCUGGGAAUGCUAUCGGCUUCAGUUUUGUCCAUCAUACCUUUAAUACGCCCGUAUCAGUGGCAGAGUCUGCUCAUACCGGUACUUCUACUUUUUUUCUUCUUCCAAAUUUGGCCUUCAUAUCAGCUUUACAGUUACUGUAACCUUCUUAUCUUCUGUUGCAUCAUUGUUUUCCAGGUUUUGCCGAUUGACAUGAUGGAUUUUCUGGACGCACCAGUUCCCUACAUAGUUGGUGUACAGAACAAGGCAUCUGAUGUGCUCAACAGGCUAGCAAAUGCUGUAGUCAUUGAUGCCAACAGGAAUCAGAUCAAGUCUUCUUCAGUCCCACAACUACCGCAGCACAGAGAGUUGCUUGCUUCCUUGCGUCCAUAUCAUUCCAUACUUGUUGGAGAAAGUUAUCUUGCAAGAAAGCGUCCCGUUUACGAAUGCACGGAUUCCCAGGUGGAAGCGGCCAAAGGUUUUUUGGCAGUGCUUAGAGACUACCUUGAUACACUGUGCUCGAAUUUGAGAUCUCAUACAAUUACCAAUGUGCAGUCUAACAAUGACAAGGUUUCCUUACUUUUAAGAGAGAGCUUUAUUGGUUCUUUCCCGAGCCGCGAUAGGCCGUUUAUGAAGCUUUUUGUGGACACACAAUUGUUCUCAGUACAUACAGACCUAGUUCUCUCCUUUUAUCAAAAGGACUAAGUGUCUGUUACAGACUUGAAAGUCUGCCUCAUAUUGCCAAGCCUUUAGGCGCUGAGCUCAACUGUACAUAUCGGUUUAGAAAGAAUGAGCUGCCUUCAUCACUUUGGCAGCUCAGAGAUGGGUUAAGAGCUGCAAUGGACAACUCAUAUACUGUCCAGAAAAUGGUAGAUUAUCAGGAUCCAGUUAUGGAUAUUGAAGAAGAAUGCCCCUGUAGCUGUUGUAAAUUAGUCUAGUGUGGUGACCCGCCAUCUAAGAUUUUGUAGGCAGUACUAGGAGGUGCCAUAAGAAGCCUUCUACUGAACCUACAAUGCCUGUGCUGUAAACUGUAAUGGAGCCAUGCCUGCAGCAAAUGUCCAGAGGCGAAUGUAUUCGUUUGGCGAGUAAUCAAGCCUGCAACGUGUCAUCCAAGAACUUGCUGUAAUCUGAAGAAUGUCAAGAAUCCAAGACACAUACAGUUCCAAACUGGGGCUUGUAGCUCUUUUUGCUUGAGCUGUAAGUUAACGUGUGGUAUUUUUUCUCCUAAGCAUCAGUGUCAAAGUGCAGCUUGUACCCCAUUUUCUUACAUGUGAUACAAUGUUUGACGUCAGUCUAUAUGUGGUAAUUUGGUAAUAUCCACUUGUGCGUCAGUGUAAUGUUCUGAUUUCGCUGUCAGCAAUGUAAAUCGAACGAUGUGGUAAGUUCCAACCAUACAAUAUGGCAGCAGACCAGCAGUGCCUUCCUUUGAACUGGUCAUUGUAGUGUCAAGGGCGCUAUGUCAGCAAUGUAAAUUGAACGAUGUGGCAAGUUCCAAGCAUACCAUAUUGCAGCA